This is a messenger RNA of Arxiozyma heterogenica, 3213 nucleotides long. RefSeq names its product ATP-dependent RNA helicase MTR4 (gene MTR4). Gene Ontology annotation, molecular function: RNA binding; RNA helicase activity; oxidoreductase activity. Gene Ontology annotation, biological process: RNA catabolic process; maturation of 5.8S rRNA. Gene Ontology annotation, cellular component: nucleus. Lineage: Eukaryota; Fungi; Ascomycota; Saccharomycetes; Saccharomycetales; Saccharomycetaceae. The record is from RefSeq and is a predicted model, not a curated record. The transcript has a single exon. Bases 1 to 3213 code for a protein of 1070 amino acids.
AUGGAUGACAACUUGUUUGAUGUCUUUGAAGAGAACCCAACAAUUUCUCCAGAAGAAUUGGAAGACGUUGAAGUUCCAGUAGAAGAAGAGUUAGAUAAAGACACUACAUCCAUAGAUGAAAAUAACAAGAAACGUUUGCACACCGAUGACGAAAAAACUACUCAAGAAAAUAAGAAGGUUAAGCCAAGUAAGACAACUGAUGUGAAAUCUAAGGAAGUUGUAGUUCCUAGAGUAGCAGAUUCUUUCGAACAAGAGGCUUCUAGAGAAGUAGAAGCUGCUGGAACUUUAACAGGGCCAUCCAGCAUACCAUCUGAGGAAGAUGGUAAAAUGAAAUUAUCUCAUCAAGUCCGUCAUCAAGUCGCAUUACCACCCAAUUAUGAUUAUAAGCCUAUAGGUGAACAUAAAAGAGUUAAUGAGGCUAGAACUUACCCAUUUACUUUAGAUCCAUUUCAAGAUACAGCUAUUUCUUGUAUUGAUAGAGGUGAAUCAGUUUUAGUAUCUGCUCAUACAUCUGCUGGUAAGACUGUUGUUGCAGAAUAUGCUAUUGCACAAUCUCUAAGAGAUAAGCAAAGAGUAAUCUAUACCUCUCCAAUUAAAGCAUUAUCCAAUCAAAAAUAUAGAGAAUUAUUAGCUGAGUUCGGUGAUGUUGGUUUGAUGACAGGUGAUAUUACGAUUAAUCCCGAUGCAGGUUGUCUAGUGAUGACAACAGAAAUUUUAAGAAGUAUGUUGUAUAGAGGUAGUGAAGUUAUGAGAGAAGUUGCAUGGGUAAUUUUCGAUGAAGUCCAUUAUAUGAGAGAUAAAGAACGUGGUGUUGUUUGGGAAGAAACUAUUAUUCUAUUACCAGAUAAAGUACGUUAUGUAUUCUUAUCAGCUACUAUUCCAAAUGCUAUGGAAUUUGCAGAAUGGAUUUGUAAGAUUCAUGCUCAACCAUGCCACAUUGUUUAUACUAACUUCCGUCCUACACCUUUACAACAUUAUUUAUUCCCAAGUCAUGGUGAUGGUAUCUAUUUGGUUGUUGAUGAAAAAAGUACUUUUAGAGAAGAAAAUUUCCAAAAAGCGAUGGCAUCAAUUAGUAAUCAAAUCGGUGAUGAUCCAAACUCCACAAAUUCUAGAGGUAAAAAGGGCCAAACUUUUAAAGGCGGUGCUGCUAAGGGUGAUUCCAAAGGUGAUAUUUACAAAAUUGUAAAAAUGAUCUGGAAAAAGAAGUAUAAUCCUGUUAUUAUCUUCUCAUUCAGUAAACGUGACUGUGAAGAAUUGGCUUUAAAGAUGUCAAAAUUGGAUUUUAAUUCUGAGGAGGAAAAGGAUGCGUUAACUAAAAUUUUUAAUAAUGCCAUUGCAUUACUACCUGAUACUGAUAGAGAAUUACCUCAAAUAAAACACAUUUUACCAUUAUUGAGAAGAGGUAUUGGUAUUCACCACUCCGGUUUAUUACCUAUCCUAAAAGAAGUGAUUGAAAUUUUGUUCCAAGAAGGUUUCUUAAAAGUCUUAUUUGCCACUGAAACUUUUUCUAUUGGGUUAAAUAUGCCUGCUAAGACUGUCGUUUUCACAUCAGUAAGAAAAUGGGAUGGUCAACAAUUUCGUUGGGUUUCUGGUGGUGAAUAUAUUCAAAUGUCUGGUCGUGCAGGUCGUCGUGGGUUAGAUGAUCGUGGUAUUGUCAUUAUGAUGAUAGAUGAAAAGAUGGAACCUCAAGUUGCCAAAGGUAUGGUAAAAGGUCAAGCAGAUCGUUUGGAUUCAGCAUUUCAUUUAGGUUAUAACAUGAUUUUGAAUUUGAUGAGAGUUGAAGGUAUAUCGCCUGAAUUUAUGUUAGAAAAUUCCUUUUAUCAAUUCCAAAAUGUGAUUUCCGUACCUGUUAUGGAAAAAAAAUUGAUUGAAUUAGGCAAUGAAGCUGCCUCAAUUCAUAUUGAAGAUGAAGAGAACGUGAAAGAUUAUUAUGAAUUAAGACAAAGAUUGGAUAGUUACAAUGAAGAUGUUCGUCAUAUCAUCACACAUCCAGCUAAUUUAUUGAGUUUCUUGCAGCCAGGUAGAUUGAUUGAAGUUAUUAUUGAUGGUAAAGAAAAUUAUGGAUGGGGUGCUGUUGUUGAUUUUGUUAAAAGAGUUAAUAAACGUAACCUAUUGGUUGAAUACACAGAUCAUGAAUCAUAUAUCGUUAAUGUUGUGGUUAAUUCUAUGUAUAUCGAUGCACCAAUCAAUUUAUUAAAACCAUUUAAUCCAGUGUUCCCAGAGGGCAUUCGUGCUGCAAAAGACGGUGAAAAAUCGAUGUCUGUCAUUAUACCAAUUACAUUAGAGUCAAUUCGUAGCGUUGGUAACUUAAGAUUAUUUAUGCCUAAAGAUAUUAGGGCUUCAGGUCAGGCUGCUGUAGUUGGUAAAUCAUUAAAUGAAGUCAAACGUAGAUUCCCGGAUGGUAUUCCAUUAAUUGACCCUGUUAAAAAUAUGAAAAUUGAUGAUGACGAUUUCCAAAAGUUGUUAAGAAAGAUUAAGGUGUUAGAAGAUAAAUUAUUUUCAAAUCCAUUACAUGAUUCAGUUAAAUUAGGUGAAUUAUAUAAUAACUAUAGUAGAAAGCAUGCUAUUGAAAACGAUAUGAAGCAAUUAAGACAUAAAAUUAGUGAAUCCCAAUCAGUUAUACAAUUGGAUGACUUACGUCGUAGAAAGAGAGUUUUGCGUCGUCUUGGGUUCUGUACACCAAAUGAUAUUAUUGAAUUAAAAGGUAGAGUAGCCUGUGAGAUUUCAAGUGGUGACGAACUGUUAUUAACUGAAUUAAUCUUUAAUGGUAAUUUCAGUGAAUUGAAGCCAGAACAAGCUGCUGCUUUACUAUCGUGUUUUGCAUUCCAAGAACGUUGUAAAGAAUCACCAAGAUUGAAACCUGAAUUAUCUGAACCUUUGAAGAAUUUAAGAGAACUUGCUUCUAAGAUAGCUAAACUAAUGAAGGAUUCUAAAAUUGAAAUAGUGGAGAAGGAUUAUGUUGAAAGUUUCAGACAUGAAUUGAUGGAAGUGGUAUAUGAAUGGUGUAGGGGUGCUACAUUUACACAGAUAUGUAAAAUGACUGAUGUUUAUGAAGGUUCUUUAAUUAGAAUGUUUAAGAGAUUAGAGGAAUUGGUCAAGGAAUUGAUAGAAGUGGCUAAUACUAUAGGUAAUUCAGCAUUGAAAGAAAAAAUGGAAACUAUUUUGAAAUUAAUUCAUAGAGAUAUUGUAUCUGCUGGUUCAUUGUAUUUAUAG